AUUUGAUUGGUUGAUCUCAAGGUCUUCCUUAAACUAUCCAAGUUUGUUAGUUUGACUUAGUUGUACUGGAUAGUUGCGUGGGAAACUGAUUUCACUGUUGUUUCCACUUCAAAAAUGUUAGCGGGUUUGUUUAGUAAUUUGAUACAUAAGCCUGAAGUUCUGUGUCGAAAAUCAAUUUUUCAUUUUGUGAAUGUUCGAAAAUGUCCAUACAGCACUGAACAAGAUGAUAUACCGUUUCAUCUCAUGGUUGAAGGUUAUUAUGACAAGGCUUCAGCCCUUGUUGAACAAAAUUUGAUGUCAAAACUUCAAUCAAAAGCUCCAGAUAAUGAAAAAACAAAGAUUGUUAAAGGAACGCUUAACAUAAUUCGGCCACCUACUCACAUUUUCGAGGUUAACUUUCCCCAUAAAGCCGAUGACGGAACGUUCAAGAUCAUUCAGGGCUUUAGAGCUCAACAUAGUGUGCACAGGCGACCCACUAAGGGUGGCAUUCGGUAUAGUAUGGAUGUAUGCAGAGAAGAAGUUAUGGCUCUUGCUGCUCUGAUGACCUACAAAUGUGCUGUCGUAGAUGUUCCGUUUGGUGGUGCCAAGGGGGGAAUUAAGAUAAAUCCCAAAGACCACUCUCCGGCAGAAUUAGAAAGGAUAACCCGUCGGUUUGCACUAGAGUUGGCAAAACAAGGAUUUCUUGGUCCUGGAACUGAUGUUCCUGCUCCGGAUAUGGGGACUGGACCCCGGGAAAUGAGCUGGAUUGCGGAUACGUAUGCAAACACCGUAGGACAUAACGAUAUGCACAGUCAUGCUUGUGUGACAGGAAAGUCUAUCGCUAUGGGUGGUAUUCACGGUCGCAUUUCUGCAACAGGACGCGGGGUUUAUCAUGGGAUAGACAACUUCUUAAAUAACCCAAAAUAUGCAGAUGCUAUCGGUUUAUCCCCGGGGCUGAAGGAUAAAACUUUCAUUGUUCAGGGAUUCGGGAAUGUUGGUUUGCAUACAAUGCGUUAUCUUGUACGAGCUGGUGCAAAAUGUAUUGGUAUUGCUGAAAUCGACGGACAGAUUUACAACGCAGAUGGUAUAGACCCACGAGAACUCGAAGAUUGGCAAAUCGCAAAUGGUACGAUUGUUGGCUUUCCACAUGCAAAACCAUAUACAAAAGGUUCUCUUCUUUUCGAAGAAUGUGAUAUCCUUAUUCCUGCGGCAAAUGAAAAGCAAAUCCAUAGUGGCAACGCUGAUAAGAUCAGAGCAAAAUUAAUUGGGGAGGGCGCAAAUGGUCCCACUACACCAAAAGCUGAUAAAAUACUGCGGGAGAAGAAUAAGCUGGUUAUUCCAGAUUUGUAUCUGAAUGCUGGUGGUGUUACUGUCUCGUAUUUUGAAUGGCUUAAAAAUUUAAAUCACGUGAGCUACGGUCGACUAACCUUUAAGUACGAACGAGAUUCCAACUAUCAGUUACUAAAUAGUGUACAACAGUCUCUAGAGAAGAAGUUCGCUGACAAAAUACCGAUAACACCAUCCGAAGAUUUUCAGCUUCGCAUUGCGGGGGCAUCUGAACGCGAUAUUGUUCACUCUGGUCUGGAGUAUACUAUGGAGCGAUCUGCUAAACGCAUCAUGAAUAUUGCGAAUGCCUACAACCUUGGAUUAGAUGUUCGUACAGCUGCAUAUAUCAGUGCGAUUGAAAAAAUAUACAAUGUCUACCUGGAAUCUGGCUUUGUCUUCACUUAAAUGUAUUGUGCAACUUCAUGUCUUUAUGGUCGAAAUUGCAAUUACGGCAUAACAAAAAGGAACUACACAUCAUUUGUAUCAAUAAAAGAUAUUCAAUUGGCAGUUCUUUUAUGUAAUCAAAAUAAAAUAUCUUUUAUAGGCACCGAGGUUUUACUUACGCCUGUGUCCUCGUUCACAACACUAUGACUUGAGAUAGGGCAUUGUUAAUGCUUAUGCCAUUCAAUGGAGAUGCAAAUGGACACCUUUCAAUGCAUUAAAUAAAUUCGUUUGUUAGCAGCAAAUGAGUGGCGUGACAAUCAGCUGAAUCAAUAUUUAAAAGACGUAGAAGCUGGACUAAACAAAUAUUUUGUAAACAAGAGACUUUUGUCCUCUUAUGCACUGUUACGAACAUUGCAACCGCCGUAAGUAAACGGCUUGUUUGAACAAGAAAACUAAUUUUUCAUCCAUCUGACUGUUUGCUUGAUGGAAUUGACCGUUUAUAAGUUCAAGUUUAAGUUUGCUAUCUAUUCAUAGUGUCCAUACUAUCUAUGAGUUUAUACAUUCAAACAUAAUUUACUUGUUCAACAAAAAAAUGACACAUACCGUUACACCGUCAUGUAAACAAAGUUUAUUACUUUUAAUAUGUAGCUAAAGUGAAUAAAUAUAUAUCUAUUUCCG
This is a messenger RNA of Schistosoma intercalatum, 2367 nucleotides long. NCBI's taxonomy places the organism in Eukaryota, Metazoa, Platyhelminthes, Trematoda, Strigeidida, Schistosomatidae. The record is from the annotation of a GenBank genome assembly.